AUGCCUCAACUGGAUAAAUUCACUUAUUUUACACAAUUCUUCUGGUUAUGCCUUUUUCUUUUUACUUUCUAUAUAAAAAUAUGCAAUGAUGGAGAUGGAGUACUUGGGAUCAGCCGAAUUCUAAAACUACGGAACCAACUCCUUUCACAACGGGGAAAGAAGAUGGAGCAAGGACCUAACAGUUUGGAAGAUAUCUUGAGAAAAGGUUUUAGCACCGGUGUAUCCUAUAUGUACUCCAGUUUAUUCGAAGUAUCCCAAUGGUGUAACGCCGUCGACUUAUUGGGAAAAAGGAAGAAGAUCACUUUGAUCUCUUGUUUCGGAGAACUAAGUGGCUCACGAGGAAUGGAAAGAAAUAUAUUCUAUUUGAUUUCGAAGUCCUCAUAUAGCACUUCUUCCAAUCCUGGAUGGGGGAUCACUUGUAGGAAUGACAUAAUGCUAAUGCAUGUUCUACACAGCCAAGGAAUCGUAGUAAGAUAG
Salvia splendens (bonfire salvia) is the source of this 477-nucleotide messenger RNA. Its product is annotated as Plant mitochondrial ATPase, F0 complex, subunit 8 protein. Gene Ontology annotation, cellular component: mitochondrion; membrane. Lineage: Eukaryota; Viridiplantae; Streptophyta; Magnoliopsida; Lamiales; Lamiaceae. The record is from RefSeq and is a predicted model, not a curated record.